GCUGUCUGUGGCUUCCGGCUUGUUGCUUCCCUCCAACUUCUUGCCAAUGGCGUCCGGUGGCCACGAGCGGGACCCUGAGGAUUACGGAGUCUCCAGCAUUACAGGAUGCAGCAAGACUCCUCAGCCUGAGACUCAAGACAGCUUGCAGACUCCCUCACAAAGCUCAGACCUCUGCACAGCUCCUGUAGCUGCUGCAAAUUGGGGCCCCUGUCUUCGGAGAAACGUGGUCAGCGAGAGAGAACGCAGGAGGCGGAUCUCCUUGAGCUGUGAGCGCUUGCGGGCUCUACUGCCUCAGUUUGAUGGCCGGCGGGAGGACAUGGCUUCCAUCCUGGAGAUGUCUGUGUACUUCCUCCAGCUUGCCCACGGCAUGGAUCCUAGUUGGGAGCAGCUCUCUGUUCCUCAGCAUCCCCGGGAGAUGUGGCACAUGUGGCAGGGUGAUGUUCUGCAGGUUACCCUGGCCAAUCAGAUUGCAGACAGCAAGCCUGACUCUGGGAUAGCAAAAGCAUCCGCUGUGGCUCGGGUCCAGGACCCCCCAUGCUGUGGGAUUCUGGAUACAGACCAGAGCCAAGCUACUGAGAGAGUGUCAGAGCUGCUGGAGAGAACUUCCUCCUGCCCUGGUAAGCGCCAGAGCACAUUGUCAUUCAGUCAGCCAGAGUCUUCCAGCAUGGGUCCUGGGCUCCCACCCUGGCUCCCUCACUCAUGGCAGCCAGCCACUCCUGAGGCGAGCGACAUUGUUUCUGGUGGGUCACACCAGGUGGGAUCCCUGGCCGGGGACACUGAAUCUCCAGGCAUGCUGGCUGAGGAGGCCAACUUGGUCUUGGCAUCUGUGCCUGAUGCCAGGUACACUGCAGGGGCAGGGUCCGAAGUGCUGGACGGAGCAUCGUUUCUACUGACCACCAAUCCUGAUUGGUGGUUGGGGUCAGUGGAGGGCAGAGGAGCCCCAGCUCUUGCCAGGAGCAGUCCAGUUGAUGAGGCAGAGACAAGCUUCAUCGGAGACCCUGAGCCUUGCUCCCAGGAGCUCCAGGCUGGCCCCAUAGAGCUGUGGGGCUUGGAUUUUGGCAGCCCUGGCCUGGCCCUGAAGGAUGAAGCAGACAGCAUCUUCCCUGACUUUUUCCCCUGAUAGCUUAGUCCCACCAUAGUUUAGUUUGCUGGGGGGUGCUGUAUUUUGGUUUUUGUUUGCAGCUGCAGCCUAAUUUGAGGGAGGCUGACAGGGCUGUGAGUGGAGUUAUAUUAAAGAGGAAAGUGGUUUUUCUGGCAGAA
Grammomys surdaster is the source of this 1260-nucleotide messenger RNA. RefSeq names its product spermatogenesis and oogenesis specific basic helix-loop-helix 1 (gene Sohlh1). Gene Ontology annotation, biological process: spermatogenesis; regulation of DNA-templated transcription. Gene Ontology annotation, cellular component: nucleus. The record is from RefSeq and is a predicted model, not a curated record. Gene Ontology annotation, molecular function: protein dimerization activity; DNA-binding transcription factor activity, RNA polymerase II-specific; RNA polymerase II cis-regulatory region sequence-specific DNA binding. Bases 47 to 1120 code for a protein of 357 amino acids. The transcript has 8 exons. NCBI's taxonomy places the organism in Eukaryota, Metazoa, Chordata, Mammalia, Rodentia, Muridae.